Messenger RNA from Colletes gigas, 1746 nucleotides. RefSeq lists its product as uncharacterized. The transcript has 2 exons. The coding region runs from base 1 to 1746 and encodes 581 amino acids. The record is from RefSeq and is a predicted model, not a curated record. Lineage: Eukaryota; Metazoa; Arthropoda; Insecta; Hymenoptera; Colletidae.
AUGCGGUGGCGAAUCUUCAUUUUUGCCUGUCUCCUACUAAAGGGGCUGGCUCGAACGGAGGAUGUGGAGGUGGUCGAGGCGAUCCCAGGGGAGGACAAUCGAAACGACAAUUCGGCCCUGAACCGUCAGGACAACGACAUCAAUAGUUCCGACCAGUUGGCAUUGGAGUCAUUAGGCGAGAAAGACACCGGUAGCAAUCAUUACAAACAGGGUGGUCUGCGAGGACAUCCCCUUCCUCUGCCUCCGAGUCGAGGUGGUCUGGGACUGCCUCAUCCGAGACCGCACCAUAAUGUUGCUUAUCAUGGUCCGCCGCCGCCCUUGCCGCCUUCGAAGACGCCAUCGGAGGCCAUCGACAAGAUCUACACGACGGGCGGCGGUAUCAGCACAGCGGUAGGCGCAGAACCCUGGCCAGCGCCUACGCCCGACAUGCCCAAGAUCAUUUCGCUGGACGUGAAGUGCGAGAAGAAUCUGAUGAAGGUCUACCUCGGUUUCGAUAAACCUUUCUACGGCAUAGUCUUCAGCAAGGGCCAUUACAGCAACGUUAAUUGCGUACACUUGCCGGCGGGUUUGGGGCGAACGUCGGUCAACUUCGAGAUCAGCAUACACGCGUGUGGCACGGCUGGAAAUACGGAGAAUGGCUUGUACGGUUACGGCGCCGAAUCAGGAUCGGGGACGUACUUCGAGAACAUCAUCGUGGUUCAAUACGAUCCUCAAGUUCAAGAAGUUUGGGACCAGGCGCGCAAGCUGCGCUGCACUUGGCACGAUCUGUACGAGAAGUCGGUUACGUUCCGUCCGUUCCCCGUGGACAUGUUGGACGUGGUACGAGCCGAUUUUGCCGGCGAUAACGUCGGUUGUUGGAUGCAAAUACAGGUGGGGAAGGGUCCAUGGGCCUCCGAGGUCUCCGGGCUGGUUAAGAUCGGUCAAACGAUGACGAUGGUGCUAGCAAUAAAGGACGACGACUCCAAGUUCGAUAUGCUCGUGAGGAACUGCAUGGCUCACGACGGCAAACGGGCCCCGAUACAGUUGGUGGAUCAAAGGGGAUGCAUCACGAGGCCCAAGCUCAUGUCGCGGUUCACCAAGAUCAAAAACUUCGGCGCCUCGGCGUCGGUCCUCUCCUACGCCCAUUUCCAGGCAUUCAAAUUCCCGGACUCGAUGGAGGUGCAUUUCCAGUGCACCAUACAGAUCUGUCGGUACCAAUGUCCCGAACAGUGCUCCGAGUCGCCUUUAUUGCUGGAGUCUCAGGGUCUUCUCGAGAAUCAUCAUCAUUCGUCCAGCAGUCAUCUCGAUUCUAGCUACGGUCUCCCACCGCCUAUUCCGCUUCCUUUGGAAGCGUACUUGCAAGCGACCGCUGGUCGUCCUCGGGAUGAGAGGCGGAGGAAGUCUCGAGAAAUAGUACCGUCUCCGCAGAAGGCGGUCGGAGUAAAUCGAAUAAUACGCGUGGUUUCGACCGGCGAUUUAACGUUCUCCAUCGACGACUCCAACAAUGGGGAAUCCAAUGGACCGACUAUGGUGUUUCCUGUCCGAAACGAGAACACCGCGAGUUCGGCUAUGAUCUGCAUGACCACACCAGGGUUCGCUGUUACUCUCAUAGUACUUCUCGCUGUGUUACUUUCCUCGUGUAUACUUUCUACCUACCUCUGCCUACGUCUAAGACCGUUCUCAGGAAAAGCUAGGAAGGCGGCCAUGUAUUAUUCCGGCGAACAGAAUGCUCCUAAAAAAUCGACGAGGACGUGUUUCUAUUCAUAA